GCUCCGUUCGGUCGACGGUUGAAACGAUAUCUUCUCGAGUGCGCGCGCGCGCGACCACACAUCCUGAGUCGAUUUUUCCCUCUCAUUGGACGAGCUUACCGGGGUUUUCUUGCCUUUGUGGGUCGCAUGGAAUAGUCCCAGUGUACGUGCCGAGUCUGUCGCCGGAAAAGAACCUUUUUCCCAUUAGUUUUAUUAACCUCCCGUUUUUGGUACAGUUUAGAGCCCAGUGCUCGAAAAGUAAAUUGCUGAUAGCGUGUAAAGUUGUGGGUGUGUGCGUGUUUUGUGCGAUAUUAAAUUUUCACACCAUUCGGCCGAAAAUCGACAGAUAUAUUCGCGGACAUUCGGUGCAUGUGUUUGUAUCGGUACCGGCAAAGUGAGCAAACGUGCGGUGCUCUGAAAGCCGCCGGCAAAGGUUACUUUGUUAGCGAAAACCGUCGUGAAAGUGCACCAGCGUCAUCAUCAUCGGUGAUCGAUCGGAGUAAAUCGCGGCCAACGAUCGCGGCCGUUGAGGAUAACAAGUUCCAAACUUGGCCAACACAACACCCACCACAGUUUCCGAGGUGAAAGCCGAUCACCGGAUCUGUUGACUCAGCUGCUCUCUGUUGAGAACACCGAAAAGGAAGCGCGCAUCGAGCGACACACGCCGUGCCGGGGAACAAAUUGCCCGUAAAACAAUCCACCAGGAGCCACGUUAGGAGCACCACACAUACGAAAAAAAAAAAACUACGCCUUAAUAGAACGAGCGUGCGUGGGGGUUACCAUUUGUUGCCACUUGUCGCGCUCCGGACGCGAACGUUGCAAAUUGUGGCCACAUCCGUGGGCGGCAGAAUUCGCGGCACCAACGGAGAGCAUCAGCCGGACGGUGGUGGUAAUUAUCUCCCACGGCGCAGCACAAAAUGUUUAGCCCCGAGUACGAGAAACGCUUCCUGAAGCACCGCAGCCCCACGGCGCGCAGUCUCUUCAGUGCCGGUGAAUCCUCCUCGUCCUACGAUCGCUUCAUUCCCUGUCGUGCAAACAACAACUGGCAGACCAACUUUGCCUCGAUCAGCUCGAAAUCGAACGAAAACUCGCCCCAAUCGUCGAAGAAGCAGCGCGAUUGUGGCGAAAACGCACGCGACAGUCUCGCCUACAGCUGUCUGCUGAAGAACGAACUGCUCGGAACGGGAAUCGACGACGUGAAGCUGGUGGCGGACGAUAAGAUCGGUGGCGGAAGUGGCGGUAGUGGCGCUGGUGUCGGUGGUGGAGGAAGUGGCAACGGCGGCGGAGGCGGAUCCAAUGGUGUGGUCGGGGGCAGCGGUGGUGCCGGCGGUCUCCUGGCGAACAGCAACCGGACCGGAUUGUUCAAGUAUCAAUCGCCAACGAAGCAGGACUAUAACGAACAGUGCCCGUACUCGCUAUCGCCGGUGAGCAUCAAAAGCCAGAAGCUGCUCCGUUCGCCCCGGAAGGCGACGCGCAAAAUAUCGAAGAUCCCGUUCAAGGUGCUGGACGCGCCGGAACUGCAGGACGACUUCUAUCUCAACCUAGUCGACUGGUCCGCCCAGAACGUGCUGGCCGUCGGGCUCGGCAGCUGCGUCUACCUCUGGAGUGCCUGCACCAGCCAGGUGACCCGGUUGUGUGAUCUGAGCUCCGAUUCCAACACGAUCACGUCCGUUUCAUGGAGCGAACGGGGCCACCAGUUGGCGGUGGGCACGCAGCACGGAUACGUCACGGUUUGGGAUGUGGCCGCUAGCAAACAGGUUAACAAACUCCUGGGACACUCGGCACGCGUUGGCGCCCUCGCCUGGAACGGCGAUGUCCUAUCGAGCGGGUCUCGAGAUCGCCUCAUUCUGCAGAGGGACACCCGGACCCCGUCGCAGGUACCGGAACGGCGCCUGGUCGGGCACCGGCAGGAAGUGUGUGGCCUCAAGUGGUCCCCCGACAACCAGUAUCUGGCGAGUGGUGGCAACGACAACCGGCUGUACGUGUGGAACCAGCAUUCCGCGUCGCCGGUCCACUCGUACUCGGAGCACAUGGCCGCCGUGAAGGCGAUCGCCUGGUCACCGCACCACCACGGGCUGCUGGCGAGCGGUGGCGGGACGGCCGACCGGUGCAUUCGCUUCUGGAACACGCUCACGGGCCAGCCGAUGCAGUGCGUCGACACCGGGUCGCAGGUUUGCAACCUGGCCUGGUCUAAACACUCGUCCGAGCUCGUCUCCACGCACGGCUACUCGCAGAACCAGAUCCUCGUGUGGAAGUACCCGUCGCUAACGCAGGUGGCCAAACUGACCGGGCACUCGUACCGCGUGCUCUACCUUGCCCUCAGCCCUGACGGUGAAGCGAUCGUGACGGGAGCCGGCGACGAAACGCUGCGGUUCUGGAACGUGUUCAGCAAGGCGCGAUCGCAGAAGGAAAACAAGAGCGUCCUCAAUCUGUUUACCAACAUUCGGUAAAAUUCGGCACCACGCCACAGAGGCCAAAGUAGUGCGCUUUGUUGCGCGACCGUCGUGCUGCUGCUGCCACCAGAGAGAGGCGCGUUUGAGGAGACGCCGCCGUGCCUCUAGGACCACCCCUCGAAGGCAUUUGUUUUUUAGGUUUUCUUUUAUUUAAUUUUUUUUAGGAAUUUCUUAUUUUUGCCAAUGGUGUGGCAUUUUUUUCCAUUUGGUUGCAACACAAAAAUCGAGAAGAGCUCUUGUUUAAUGUACAUAUUACGUAUAGAUAUAUAUAGAUAUAUAUAUACACAUUUUAGGAUAUAGUUUUCGUUACUCACUGCUUCCCGCUGUAGCUGUUUAGUGCUUUAUUCGGCAUCAGUUCAUUCACUGCGUAGCAUUUUUCGAUCAUUAUUUUGUUGGGGCUCUAGAUUUUCCUUUUCCCCGCGCCUGCCCGAAGGGAAUGUUUAGUUUCUUUAGUUCUCUUGGGAGUGGUUGGAAUAAGUUGUAUAAAUUAAUCUAAGACCACUCCCGAUCGCGCGCCAGUCAUCAUAAUGAUAGUAGAGCCAGCGCCAGCAAGCGGUCGCGCCGCUGUGAACAUAAUGUGUAAUGUUCGCUUAUUAUUUUUUUGUUUAUUUCGAUGAAUUAUUGAACUAAAAUUGAACUCAAAUCUAAAAUUUUGAUGAAUUAUUGAAAAUGCAGUCAAAAAUUGUCUUUUAAUUUGAUGCGUGUAACUAAGGGCCUAGAAAGGAGAUGAACGACGGAACUGUUUGAGGUAGAAUUUAGGAACUCAUCGGAGGCGCACUGUGUUCAAUCAAGGAAAGGAAUAAAAAAUUGUCAGUAUAAUAACAUUCGUAUCCGGGUGUUCUCCUGUGGGAUUCGGCAAUCGCAAUGAAUGACGCAAAAAGGUGAUAAAAAUGCGUACGCGUUUGCGCGUUUAUUUAUGCUUGCGAUUUCGUCACAAAAUAGGAAACAUAUUUUCCGCUGGGCUCGGUUUGGGCCGGGCGUUUCGAGCGCAGGAUUUCGCUCGUAAAACGCGACCCAUACCGGGCCAGCCGAUACGCCAAACCCGGAUACGGUUCUCACGGUUUCAAACGAUUCGACUCCAUUGCGAAUCUCCAGUGGAAGGAUGGCGUGCGCGCGUGUUCCUUUCAUUUGACGUUCGGAAAGCAAAAUUUGCCAAUAAAGAUCUCGUCUCGGUUCCCCGAUUGCGAUGCAACAGGUGGGGGAACUUUUAUCGCGGUGGAUGAAGUGUUCGUCCCACUAUUUGAGUGUGUUUGGUGUAUUCCAUUUUAGUUGUGAUAAGG
Anopheles bellator is the source of this 3712-nucleotide messenger RNA. It is a transcript of the gene fzr, whose product is annotated as fizzy-related protein homolog. The record is from RefSeq and is a predicted model, not a curated record. The transcript is spliced from 5 exons. Bases 897 to 2429 code for a protein of 510 amino acids. NCBI's taxonomy places the organism in Eukaryota, Metazoa, Arthropoda, Insecta, Diptera, Culicidae. Gene Ontology annotation, cellular component: anaphase-promoting complex. Gene Ontology annotation, biological process: positive regulation of ubiquitin protein ligase activity; positive regulation of anaphase-promoting complex-dependent catabolic process; anaphase-promoting complex-dependent catabolic process. Gene Ontology annotation, molecular function: protein binding; anaphase-promoting complex binding; ubiquitin ligase activator activity.